AUGCCGCGGUGGACCAGCUGGCGUAGCCUGCCGGAGACACUCAAGCAUCGUCGACGGCGCAAAGAUCGAGAUAAUCCACGACUACCUUUGGAAGAAGCCAAGGUCCUUCUCGGCAUCGUCGGUGCCCUGGCCGACGGCGCAGUCAUAGGGCUACCUUGCUUGAAAUCCGUCUGUUCCAUCGCCGACGCGGUCAUCACCAUAUGUCAGGAUAUAAAGACCAAUAAAGAUGACGCCGCUAAAUUAGCCGGGGACACCGAACAGAUCAAAGUUCUACUGAAGGCGGCGAUGAGGGACGAGAUGGACGAUAAUGUUUCUAACGAGAUGCUCAAGGAUGAUGUUGAGCGUUUGCAUCAUGUUCUGGAGUGUGUGUAUAGCCGGAUGAAAAAACUGUCCGAGAGCGGUCGCAUGAGCAGGCUAUGGAAGCAUCAGUCAGAUAAAGAAAAAAUACUGGAGUGCCGAAGAGACCUAGGUCACGCGAUGCAACUGUGCCAGCUCAUGGGCGUCGUGAAAAUAUGCGCUAGCUGGGACAAACAACACCGAGUUGCGGCAAGUGUGAGCGACAGCGAUUCACUUACGCAAGAUACGCAGAAGGCCCCGUCCUCGCAAAACUUGCUUCGUCUACCGGGUUUCAUCUCCUUUGACACCCAGGCUGGUGUUGACAAGGACGGCUUGGUAUGCUUUGGUGUGACUCUUAGAGCGAGCUACAAGGUUUUUUUUGGUUUAGACCAGUG
Gloeophyllum trabeum ATCC 11539 is the source of this 731-nucleotide messenger RNA. RefSeq lists its product as uncharacterized. Gene Ontology annotation, biological process: cell surface receptor signaling pathway. The record is from RefSeq and is a predicted model, not a curated record. NCBI's taxonomy places the organism in Eukaryota, Fungi, Basidiomycota, Agaricomycetes, Gloeophyllales, Gloeophyllaceae. The annotation marks the transcript as partial. The transcript has 5 exons.